Molecule: messenger RNA, 2244 nt
Organism: Peniophora sp. CBMAI 1063
Lineage: Eukaryota; Fungi; Basidiomycota; Agaricomycetes; Russulales; Peniophoraceae
Source: the annotation of a GenBank genome assembly
AUGGCGUACAACCAAGGACACAACCGCGAAUGGGAUCGCGGCAAAGAAUGGCAGCAACAAGGCGGAUAUAACGACUGGAACGGCGGAGGCGGUGGUGGUGGUGGUGGAGAUUGGCACGGUGGCGGUGGGAACGAAGGCUGGCACGGAGGCGGUGGAGGGAGAAGAGAGCGAGAUUGGGAGGAGGAUUAUAAUGGAGACGGAAAGCGGAGGAAAUUUAACGACGGCGGCUACGAGCAAGGACAAGGACAAGGCGGAUGGGGAGGGCACGGGAAAGGCAAGCAGCGCAUGGCGCCCUCCGACCCGUCCAACCACGUUAUCUUCCUCGGCCUCGACCCAGACUUUACAGAAGCAGACCUGCACGCCUACCUAACCCAACACGGCGCCACCCUCGACUCGGUCACAAUAAUCCGCGAACGCAGCACAGGGACAUCCAAAGGCUUCGGGUUCGCCGAAUUCAACACGCUCGAGACCGCGCGCGCCUUCGUCGACCCGAACUUCCCGUUCGUCCACCUUCCACCACCCCAGUCGCACGGCGCGUCCGCCACCAAACUCUUUUGGCAGACGCUGGAGCAGAACCCGCAGGCGCCGACGGGCGGACGGCGCGUGAAGAUUGAUUUUAGUCAGAGCGCUAAUCCGGGCGAACGGGGUGGUGGAGGGAACGCGAAGAAAGGCCCGGGGAACGACGGGACGAGGGAUAUCGGCAACGCUGCUGCGCCCGUGUUGCUGUUCAGAGGCUUGGACGUGCUCAGUGGGCCACAGGCGAUCUUGCAGGCUAUGAAGACCAGUUCCGGUCUGCAUCGGGAGGGCGCGAAGGGCAUGAAGAGGAUCGUGCUCGUAAAGGAUCGCGUCAGUAUGCAAAGCUGGGGCUUUGCCUUCGUCGAGUUUGUCGAUACGCAGAGCGCGAGUGCGGUGUUGGCUGCGACGAUGAGCCCGCAGAUCCACCCGAAUGGCUUCCGUAUCUCCGAUAAACCCGUGGCGGCGAGCUUUGCGUUGCCUUACAGCUUCCAGCCGAUCGAAGAUGCAGCUUUGCGAGACGAGGCUUGCGUUCUUGGAACACCCGCGCUCGGUGCCGUAGACACCAGCAGCGGCGUUUAUGUUCGCUACUGGGACGAAGGCGCCACGGCAUCUGUACUCGAGUUCGAAGUAACAGAGCCGACGAGUGCUGAACAAGCGAAGGAGAACAAGGCCAAGGAGAAGAAGAAGAAAGCUAAAGCGCUUGAAGCGGAUCUUACUCCUCUAGCCCCCUCAGCUCUCCCCGUCUCCUCCAAACCCGUAACGCUCGCCUUCAACCUCAAGGCCAAAGCCAAACCCGCCGGCUUCUCCCUUGCCGCAUCCUCUUCUUCCGCGCCGAAAGCUCCAGCGCUGAGCAUGGGCGAAGACGAAGACGACGAAGGAGAGCAUGAAGAGGAGGAGAAAGUCGAUCCGAAGGUUGCGGCGGCGAAGAAGGUCGCGCCCAUGAUCGCUAGCAAGAAGGUCGCGGGCAACAUCAACAAGUGGAAUACGGCGCAGGCGGAGAAUCAUGUUGUGCCCGCUGCUCCUGCGCCCGUGGUCAAGACCGCACCUGCUGCUGCGCCGAAGCCCGCUACGGCUGUACCGGUUGUGGCGCCGACGAAAGCGGGAGAGGAAGACGCAGAUCUGGAGUUCGCGGAUCGGACACGGAUGGCGUGUUUACUCUGUUCGCGCCAGUUCAAGUCUCUCGAUCUCGUCAAGCGUCACGCGAAAGAGAGUGAUCUUCACAAGAAAAACCUCGCCGAUGCAGCGUUGUGCGAGGCCGCGCGCAAGAAAGUCGCGGCCGCGAACGGAGGAACGAAUAAGAGCGAAGAGAAGAAAGAAGAAGAGCGGAAGUACCGCGACCGCGCCUCCGAGCGCCGCGUGAUCUACGGCCAACCGGAUGUCCCCCUCCCCGAACCCUCUUCCUCGCGCCAAAGCGGCGGCCCCAAAUCCGCCCCGACACAAGCCUCGCCCACUCCGCCCCCCACGAUCAACCCCGGCGAGGACUCGAGCAACAUCGGCAACAAACUGUUGAAAGCUAUGGGGUGGAAGGAAGGCACUGGGUUAGGCGUCGAAGGGAAUGAAGGGCGGACGGCGCCGGUGCAGGCGGCUGUUUAUGCGUCUGGGGCGGGGCUUGGGGCUGCGAAGGGACGGUUGGUGGAGGAUGAGGUAAAGAGGAAGGAGGGGUAUGCUGGGUAUGUUGAGAGGGUUCGGGACGCGGCGAGGGACCGGUUGAUGGAUGGUAGCAAAUGA